GAGGGAAGGGAGGGCUUCAGUGGUAGGGAGUGUUCAGUGUGUGGGUGACCACAGCGUUUGUCUCCCAAGAGAUUUUUGCUUUAACUCUGCAAUUCUGUAAACACCUCGACCAGACCGAUUCUGAAUUUUUGGUACAAAAUACCCUGCAAUGUUUUUCUGUAGCUCCUGGAGAUCUGGGAAGGUGUGAUUUAUACAGAUCUAACAUGCAAAGAGAGAUGGGAUGCUACGGAAAACAAACUACUGGUGUGCAGCACGUCUCCCUUCAGAUAUUAGUAUUUUCUCGGCGUGUUCCUGUGACACAAAGAGAGGAACAGGACACCAUUUCAAUGGAACAGCGACACCAUUUUCUGUUUGCCUAAUAUCGAGUGGAAGAAGACAAAAAAAAAAAAAAGACACAGCCAAAAUUGAACAAUGACUUGUUCUGCUUUGCUGGACAUGCUAAUUGUCUUCUCCGUGAUUGGUUUUUGUGUAACAAAUGAAGUGUGGGCGGUGAGGCAGAGUGUGGAUCUCCACGAGCCGACCAAAAAGUCACACACGAUGCGACACCGCCUAAAGCGUGGCUGGAUUUGGACACAAUUCUUUAUCCAGGAAGAACAGCCAGCUCCCCAAAAUAUUGGGCAGCUCAAAUCAGACUCUGACAAAGGGGACCUUUCUAUCAAGUACGUUUUGUCAGGAGAAGGUGCUGGGGACGUGUUCCAUAUAGAUGAGUUUACAGGCAAAAUUAUCACUUUGAGGAAGCUGGACAGAGAGGAGAAGGCCUUCUAUGUCCUCCGCGGCCAGGCUUUAAACAGAAGGACCAAUCAGCCGGUGGAAAUGGGGUCAGAGUUCAUCAUCCAUGUCCAGGACAUAAACGACAAUAUGCCACAGUUCAUAAAUGAGCCCUACGUGUCCAGCAUUCCCGAAAUGUGUCCUGUCGGGACCACAGUGGCGCAGGUGACAGCCACAGACGCAGAUGAUCCAUUGUAUGGGAACAAUGCCAAGCUCAUCUACUCCAUACAGCAGGGGGAGCCAUACUUCUCUGUGGAGCCCAAGACAGGUAUCAUUGUGACAUCAUGGCCCAACAUGGACAGGGAGACACAAGAGAAGUACCUAGUGAUUGUGCAGGUGAAAGACAUGAUGGGUCUUUCUGGGGGCCACUCUGCCACAACUACAGUUACCAUUAGCCUGUCUGAUGUCAAUGAUAAUGGACCUACAUUCCAACACAAUCUCUUUACCUUUGCCGUGGCAGAGUCUGCCCCUGUGGGUACCACUGUGGGCAGGAUUAUGGCCGAUGACCCAGAUGUUGGCAUCAAUGCCAGGAUGAACUACAGCUUUGAGGAGGCGGACGGCAGCGAUACCUUCCAGAUCCGCACCGACCCCGUGACACAGGAGGGGGUGAUACUGCUUGUCAAGCCUCUGGACUACGAGAGCAAGAAGCGGUUUGUAAUGGCUGCAGAGGCCUUCAAUGACAAUGUGGACACUCGCUUCUUAAGUUAUAACGAGUUCCGUGACCGGACGACGCUGAAGAUAUUUGUCGAGGAUGUGGACGAGCCGCCAGUGUUCACGACUGGGGAGUACGAGUGGAAAAUUCAGGAAAACAUGGCGGCAGGUACGACGGUGGGCGUCGUAAGUGCCAGGGACUCAGACGCCGCAAAUAAUCCCGUUAGGUAUUACAUUGCUAAAGGCUCUGAUAUGAAAAGAGAGUUCAAAAUAGACCCAGACAAUGGAACAAUUAUGAUUGCAAAAUCCCUGGACCGAGAGGAUUCAGCCUGGCACAAUUUAACUGUUACAGCCAAAGAGAAAAAACAAAAUUUUCUAUUUUCUUCUGCACUGGUUUUCAUCAAAGUUCUGGAUGUAAAUGACAAUGCCCCUCAGCUCUCCCAGGAGUACCGGCCAUACAUCUGUGAAGGGGUGCAGUCAGGUGAGCUCGUCCAGGUAAUUAGCGCAGUGGACCAGGAUGACCCUCCAGAGGGCCACCAUUUCUACUUUUCCAUGGUUCCAGAAAAGCGCAUCAACCCCAACUUCACCCUGAGGGACAACCAAGACAACACUGCCAGUAUCCUGACCCGCAGGAGUUCUUUCAACCGGCAAGACCGCACCCAGUACCUCCUGCCCGUUGUAAUUACCGACAGUGGCAGCCCGGCGCUCACCAGCACUGCCACCCUCACCAUCAGCGUGUGCAGCUGCCAGCCUGCCGGGCACUGCCCCACUGGGGGCGUGGAGGCCUUCGCUAUCUCCAUGGGCCUCAGCGUCCCGACGCUCAUCGGAAUUCUGGUCUCUCUGCUCACGCUCACAGUCCUGUCCAUACUAAUGCUGGCGGUGUGGAAACACAGAAAGCAACGGCAGAAGAAGGAGCUGGCCCGAGAGAAGGGGACCGAGCGGUGGGAUUACAUUUCAGAAAAGGUCCUGCGCUACUCGGAGACGGGCGUCGGGGAGGCCGAUUCGGUGGCCUGCCGCACGGUGCCCCUGAGGCCCCACCCGCGGCGGAGGGAGCGGAGGCUCAGGAGGGAGGAGGUGACGGCCAGCAUCCGCAUGUCGCUCCGCCACUCUUACCUCAUCGGCCCCGAGGACGAGGUCUUUCAGCAGUUCAUCCUGGACCGGCUGGCCGACGCCGACAACGACCCCUGCGUCCCGCCCUUUGACUGCCUCCACAGCUACGCCUUCGAGGGGACCGGGUCUCCCGCCGGAUCCCUCAGCUCUCUGGGCUCCUGCGCCUCGGAGCCCAACUUCGAGCGACCCCCUGACCCAGGGCCGAGGUUCAUGCGGCUCGCACCGUGGACCGGGGCUGGAGAGGAGCAGACGACGUUCUGAGAGAGCCCAUUAAAAAAUGAGUGGGCCCUGGUUCUCCCCCAUCCACCAUACAGUAUCAGGACAGCUAUAUAUGCUGAUUUAAAACAAUUAUUAUUAUUAUUUUUUGCUUUUUUAUUUUUUUUAUUUUAUUUUCUAUUACACACAGUGCCUUGAAACUUGUCUAACAAUAUGUAAAGGAGGCUAACUUCAGUUUUGUCAUAUUACCUCAGUAUUUAUAAUAUUUAAGUACAAAGAAAGUUUGUAUCACCUAUUUGCUUUCCAAAGAUAGACAUGGAUUAAUAUAAAUGUAGACGUAUGAAUGAAUCUGAAAUACAAGUGCAAAACUGGGUCGCGGCAUUACACAUUUCUAAAUCAGUACUGCUGCUUACUGUGAUUCCAAAAAUAUGAUAGGCUCUAUUGAAACAAAUCUAAUCCAAUACUAAUACAUUUCCGACAAACAAACUGUAGAAAACCACCUUGCGUGAUAAAUGUAUAAAAUAUUGAUCAGUACCUGAUGUGAGUCAGUGUGCAGUAACGGCUUCGCAAUUGUUUUUUUUAUUUUUUUAGGACAGCAGACCGCUCUCUUUAUGCUCUUGUUUGGACUUUAAUCAGACAGGGAAAAAUCAGAAAGGGCUAUAGAUAGAGGUGGGAUUGCAGUACAGAAUGUGCCAUGGUGGGGUAAUUGAAAGCCUGGGGAAUUUGAAAACCAGGUGCUCUACAGACUGAGCAACACAUUCUUGCCGCGGAUCUGUAAUAAUAUUUCAGCCCUUCCAUCAAAUGCCAAAAGCAUUGUUCAGGUUUGCAACAUGCACAGUGCCCUUUAGGUGUAAUGCUCCUCCUACUUCUGGUUACCGAUGGCAGACAGAGUUGAAUGGGGCUUGAUUGUGGUAUCUGUUGCCAGUUUUCCCGUGCAGCAUGGAACAUUAUGCAUUUUUUCAUUGUCAGUCUUCAAGCAUUAUAGUGGAAUUUAGGCAUUGACAGGCGAUAUUAGAGCCAUUUUACCCAAUUGCAAUCAGUUUACAUUUGGAUUAUGGUAAAAUAAUUCAUUGGGAAUAAUUUGUAUGUGAUAGGGAUACUUCAUUUAUUCACUGGUUUAUUUGCUGAGCCUGGGGCACACUAUUAAAGUGUACUGAUGUAAAAAAAGAAGUUUUUUUAUUUUUUAUUUCUUUGUUAUUCUGAUUUGCAGGUAAAAUACACAAAAUAUACACUAAUAAUAAACUAUUUCAAAGAGUAAAACUUGCGCAAUGCAGCCAAAGGCAUGAGGUGAUUUUAGAUGCCAUCCCUGUGGAGCUCUUCCUCAUUUUGGUUUGCAUUGUUUGUCUGCAUAAAUUAUCAAUUUUAUUUGCUUAAAUAAAAUAGGACAAAAGGCAAACAUCAAA
Messenger RNA from Anguilla anguilla (European eel), 4148 nucleotides. RefSeq names its product cadherin 19, type 2 (gene cdh19). The transcript is spliced from 12 exons. NCBI's taxonomy places the organism in Eukaryota, Metazoa, Chordata, Actinopteri, Anguilliformes, Anguillidae. The record is from RefSeq and is a predicted model, not a curated record. Gene Ontology annotation, biological process: adherens junction organization; cell-cell junction assembly; calcium-dependent cell-cell adhesion. Bases 412 to 2790 code for a protein of 792 amino acids. Gene Ontology annotation, molecular function: calcium ion binding; cadherin binding. Gene Ontology annotation, cellular component: catenin complex; adherens junction; plasma membrane.